AUGGCCGAACAUUUACGCGACGCAAAUGCCAUCGCACAGUUAAGGGAUCACAUCAGAGCUUCGAGGGGAAAUGGGCGGCUUCCAGAGUUAGAGGUCAAGGAAGAAGAUAGAGUCCGCGCAGCAGUUGCAUAUUGCAAGAUUGCGAUUCAGGCUAAGCAGUUAGCUGGCUACUGUGGCCUAAGGUCAUGGAUAGCAUGGGCUUUAGCUAAUAAGCUUAUCAACCUUGAGAAGGAGAAGGCGAACAGAAAGCGCAACCCUGAAGAUGUGCUCAAAAGAGCGCAUGCAGAAGUCGCUACCUUGACAUAUGACCUGGCCGAUUUUGGAGGCCCAACGACCCGUGUUCCGGCAGGCGGUACCAGCACCCCGCCGCCCUGGCACCCCGCUAGGAGACACACCUCGGUCAAGGCGGCUUAUGACAGCGGCCAACCCCUGGAGCGACGCACGCUACGGCGCACGCGGAGGGACGCGCGAUAUGGAGAAUUCCGGACGGCGUGGCCAUCGUGCUGCAGAAGACAGACAGAAGAGCUGGAGAGCUUGCGCAAAGGGAGGGACGAGCCCCAGGCAACCAACCUACUCCUUAAGGGCGACCUCAAGGAGGCGAUGGAGAGCGUCGAGAGGUCCGCCGAGGACCUGGACGAGGAUUUCGACCGUGCCGUCGACGUUGCGACCAAGGUAGUGGACGCCACACCUCAAGACCACCCUCAUCGCGCUGCUGCUGAGGAUACUUCUAAGCCCCUUAACAAGGGGGCAAUAUUAAUUGGCAUCGAAAAGUAUUCCUACAAGAACUCGGUAAAAAAAAGAAAAAGAUGUACGAAAGGGGUCAAGAUGAAAGCUCCCAAGGACUUGGGGGGUUGCGUUAAUGACGUGCUGGCCGUCUGGGAUUAUCUGAUCAAGACCAUGAAGCUGGACGUCGACAACAUAAAAAUGCUCCUGGCGCCGGUCGAGAACAUGACGCACCGUCCGCGUUCUGGCCGACGUCCCGAAUACGCCAAGGAGAACGACCUGGUGUACAUCCACUACUCCGGUCACGGCGGCCAGGCGUCGACGGUGUUCGCCAAGCUCAAGAAAAAUAGCGACGAUAUCGACCACUCCCUGCUGCCGCCAGAUAUCGCCCUCGUCCGGAAGUACCUCCGCGACGUCGAGCUCGGCGCCCUGCUGCAGGAUAUUGUCGAGGUCGGCGUCGUACUCACGGUGGUGCUUGACUGUUGCCACUCAGGCGGUGCCAUCCGCGGCGAAGAUGACGACGACGACAUCCUAGAAGGGGUGCGCGGCGACGACCAGGUGUACCAGUCCAACCCCGGCGAGGACCUUCCUCCGAGCAAGGCGAGCAUCGAGCACUGGGGCAACACGGCGCAGUGGAUGGAGAGGGAUGGGACGGUGUCCCGGCACGGCCGGCUGACCUUCUGGUUGCUGGAUACGGUGCGCACUAGCCCACGGAGCCUCAGCUCGGCCGCCAUCUACGACCGCGUUUGCGCCAAGACCCAGAACAGCGUCCCGGACCAGACCCCCUACCUCGUUGGCGACCACUACCGCUUCUUCUUCGGCCCCAAGCACCAGUCCCAGGUUUGCCGUGCCGAGGAUCCGCUGUCCAUUAAUCUCAACGCUAUCGAACUUGCCGUCCAGCUCGUCCCUCCCGGGCGAGCCGGCCAUCUCAUAGCGGGCUAG
This is a messenger RNA of Gaeumannomyces tritici R3-111a-1, 1665 nucleotides long. RefSeq lists its product as hypothetical. Gene Ontology annotation, biological process: proteolysis. The record is from RefSeq and is a predicted model, not a curated record. Gene Ontology annotation, molecular function: cysteine-type endopeptidase activity. The transcript has 6 exons. NCBI's taxonomy places the organism in Eukaryota, Fungi, Ascomycota, Sordariomycetes, Magnaporthales, Magnaporthaceae. The coding region runs from base 1 to 1665 and encodes 554 amino acids.